Syngnathus acus (greater pipefish) is the source of this 750-nucleotide messenger RNA. It is a transcript of the gene fibina, whose product is annotated as fin bud initiation factor a. Bases 59 to 682 code for a protein of 207 amino acids. Lineage: Eukaryota; Metazoa; Chordata; Actinopteri; Syngnathiformes; Syngnathidae. The transcript has a single exon. The record is from RefSeq and is a predicted model, not a curated record.
ACCGUGCGCCUGAUCCCACUCCCAGCACACAUGCUGGGUUGUGGAGAGGAGGCGCACGAUGAAUCUUCUGGUGCUCAUCGUGCUCACAUGUCUGCCCCUCAGCUCGGCUGUCUACAGCGGCCCCCUGCAAGCCGAGAUCUCCAACGGUACUUUCCAUCACUUCUACGUCCCGGACGGCGACUACGAGGACACAUUAGACCCGGAAAAAUGCCAGAUGGUCUUCAGAUUCUCUGAUGGCUCCCCGUGUUCCGUGGCGGAGGAGGAGAGUGACGCGCUGGUGCGGGAGGAUUUGAUCCUCACCCGGCUUCAGACGGAGGACUCUGCGCGACUUCUGGAGAGCAUCGGCCGUGCGGUUGCCAACGACCUGGACGGGGAGGACACCUAUGGCCGCUUCCUCUUGAGGGAGAUAUCCCAGAUCUCUGAGGCUUUCGCCAGUGUGGACAAGUCUCUGGAGGAACUAGAAGUGAAGUUCAAGCAGAGCCAAGAAAGCGAGCUAAGAGAGGAGCAACAACUGAGUGGCUUUGUGCUCAAGCAAGUGGGGGACGUCAGAGAUAGCCUGAGGGACACAAAAUACAUCUCGCUGGGACUGAAGGACAAACAGGAGCUGCUAUCUCUGAUCAUCCGCAGCCACGGGAGUAGACUGAGUCGCCUUAAAACACAAUAUCUCAAUCCGGGAUCAUAGUCCAUUCACAUUAUCGUGGAAUUGUAAAGUUUUUGAGGAUGUGUCAUUAAAGGGGACCAACACACGAA